UUCCACUAGCUGUUGUGUGGAAAGCGAACAACCCCUUUAAAAGAUUUCAUUUCAUAUUGCAUCUGUAUACAUAGAAUUAAUAGCUGAUUUAUCGGAGUGAUGGAAAUGAUACAAUGUGCCCUCCUUGGCAUCCCAAAAUUGUCUCGCCAUUUGUUAUAGGCAGCUAUAAGGCCUUCUUGCUUUCAUUUAGAAAAAGAAUUUAGACACAGAAACAAAAAAGCGGAAGGGCGUUCUUUAAUUUUUCAAAAAAAAAAUAUAUAUAUAUUUUCUUCAACACCCUUUUCAUGCACAGUACGCAUUCUGCCAGGAAGCUCAGAAAAGAGGAAAGCAUAUUUGUUCUGCUUUGGUAACAGAAGAGCAAGUUUUGAGAAGACUCUUUGGGAGAAGGCGAUAAAAAUAAACUUAUAUGUAAAGGCUUAUUUUAAGAAAACUCUGGAAAUUAAGGGUUAUGGAUAAAGGACUGAUUGAGGGAUUUCUCCUGGUUUUCAGUGCAGUUUAUCCAGGUUUUUGUCAUACAACAUGGAAAGAUGAUCCCGUGUAUUUCCCAGAACAGAUUACAGCCUGGAAAGGUUCCUGUGUGCUGAUACCAUGCUAUGAGAAAUAUAACAGUCGUAUCAAAAACUUUCUAUGGUAUCAUAACCCAGUGUAUGAUAAAAACCAAUCCAAAUGGACUGGGACAAUUGUUUAUCAAAUGAAAGAUUCAGUGAAUGUGGAAAGUCAUAACAUGAGGACUUCCAGGUAUCAGGAAUCAGGAAAAUGUGGAAUUGUACUGGCAGAUGUGCAGGAAGGAGACAGAGGGAUAUACAAGCUGAGGAUAGAUUAUGGAGAUAAUUUGUGGAUGACAAAGAAGAGUGUGUCUCUGACUGUCUCUGAUUCUACGCCAGAAUUUAUGAUCAAACCUGUGGAAGUGGGGAGAGAAUCCCAGAAGCUCACAUUGUCCUGUUAUAUUAAUUAUUACUGCCCUGAUGAUUCCAUAAGACUGUCCUGGGCUGGAGAUGUGAAAGGCGACGAAAAGCAAAUCUUUCCCAAGAUCAAGGAAUCAUUAGAUAAUAAGGAGACAAUAAGAACAGAGACAACACUAUCUUUUAACCCAAUCUGGACAGAUCACAAUAAAACAAUAGAAUGUGUCCUUACCAGAGGGAAUAAUAAAGUCAGUAAGACUGUUGUGUUGAAUAUACAGUAUCCUCCAAAGAACCCGGAAGUUGUUCUUCAGCCAAAAAAGACAUCUUAUGUGGAAGGGAGUAAUGUUCAAUUAAGAUGUAGUAUCAACAGCAGUAACCCCGAAGUAUCACAGAUCACAUGGUUUAAGGACGGGAACUCGUGGGCCUAUGAGAAAGGAAACAACAAGCCAAAUGAUUAUAUUAUCAUUGAUAGAAUCAAAGAAGAGCAUCGUGGAAGUUACACGUGUAAAGCUGCAAAUAAAAUAGGUGAUACUCCUUCCAAGCCUGUUUUCAUAAAUGUCCUCUAUCCUCCCAAGGAUGUAAGAAUUAAACCCCAAUCCCCAGUAGUGGAAGGAAUUUCUGCAUCGUUACACUGCUCAGUAGGAAGGAGUAAUCCGGCAGUCAGUGAAUAUCGCUGGUACAAGGACACAGUCCUACAGUCCUACAGAAAUAAUCAGAUUAAGUUUCCAGGAAUAAAAUGGACGGAUUCUGGCAACUAUACAUGUGAGGCAAGGAACGACAUCGGGAAUGUCCUGUCUCAACCAGUUCCACUCAAUGUAAUGUACGCCCCUGUGAAUAUAAUGAUCUCCUGCACUCCAUCCAACCCGGUGCCUGAACACACAAAGGUGACAUUGACUUGUAAGGCCCAAGCCUAUCCCACAACCAUUACUUACGCCAUUUACAAAGAUGGAGUCCUUCUCCAGGAUUCCCAGAGUUUGGUUCUGCAUGAUAUUCAGUUAAAUAAUAAGGGAAAAUACUAUUGCACGGCAAGAAAUGUUUUCGGGAGACGAACUUCAGAUAUUAUCGACCUAAGUGUUACAUCUGAGUGGAUCCAGGGUGAUCCUGAUGAUGAUGAUAAUGCAGCACCACCACCUGACCAGGCACCACCACCUCACCGGGCAGCGCCACUACCCGAACGGGCACCACCACCGGACCAGGCAGCACCACCACCUAACCAGGGGCUCAGUGUAGGCACUCAGACUGAGAAUGCCCGUUAUGACCACACUGAGCUCCUGGUCACCCUGAUCCACCAAGUGAAUGCCAUCAGGCAGGAACUUGCGGAGGUCAGGGAUAUUGUGGAGUCCCUGCAGAGGGUCAUUGCUCCUCCUUCUCCUCCUCCACUUGCGUAUGAUUGCUGGAACAAGCCAACUCACAGCAGAAACCUGUUUGCUCAGCCAAGAAUUGAUGGGGACAGGAACUUUAUAAGGCCUCCUCCCAAAGCUGAUUGGAGGAAGCCAUCCACAAAUGAAGCUCUGUUCUAUGGUAUAACCUCAACAGUCAACUACAUAAGAUGUAGCUUUGGGAUCUUGCUUGUCCUCAUCAUCUUCCUCAUUGUGGGUUUCCACUUCAGAGACUGGAAGAAUAAAGCCACAGAUGAUGAAACAGAGUCACAAUACAUUAAUAUGAAUCAGGAAACACACUUUACUUUGACCUCCUUCUCUAAAUAUUAUCGCAAAAAUUUCUCUAGGUUCUUUCUCUCCUCCACAACAAAGACUUUAGGACAGCAAUGGACCUUUCCAAAGAACAUGAAAGCAUUGAGAGGUUCCUGUGUAGAGAUCCCCUGUUCUUAUACUCGUCCAGCAAGUCUGAAGCCUCCCAAUGUGAUUUGGUAUCUGUUUCAUAGUUACAAUUAUAUUAAGGUAUUUGACAGUCAGAACUAUAGGACAGUCUCGGCUAAUUACAGAUCCCGCACAAAACUUGUGCUAAAUGCACUGAACAGCUGCACUCUGCAUAUAUCCAAUGUGAGAAGUGAAGAUGAAGAUUAUUACUACCCAGGAGUAGAUGAUUACAAUGCGUAUGACCUCAGUAGUAGAACAGUGCACCUUAGUAUCACAGAUACCCCUAAUAGGCUAAAUCUUCAAGUGCCAAGAGAAAUGGCUGAAGGAACCCCUAUUACUAUCAGAUGCUCAGUAGAACAUAGCUGUGGCUCCAUUCCUCCAACUCUCCGGUGGAACAAGAGGGGACAUCUCGUUAGGACAGGACAACAACCUCUCUCAGGAGGGACAUGGGAAGCAAUAUCAGAAAUAGCAUAUACUCCUUCAUAUGAAGAUGAUGAAACUGAAAUACAAUGUUCAGCCACUUACCCUAAUGGGCAAAUCACCCGUCAAACAGCUACACUCAACAUUAAAUAUCCCCCAAAGAACAUAAAAGUUCUGAUCAGACAGAAAGAGAUACAAGAAGAAGAUGAUGUUACGUUAUCGUGCUUUAGCAGUUCCAAGUUGGAGAUAAACAGAUAUGAAUGGUUCAAGGGAGUUGAAAAGACCAAGUUACCAGCUGAAGGCAAAGAACUUACAGUGAGGAAUGUGAGCUGGGUCACUGACCCUUAUUCCUGCUCAGCAUGGAAUUCCCAAGGAAGGGCAGAGUCCGCUCUCACUCUUAUACCUGUACAGUUUGCCCCUAAGAAAGUUCAAAUCAUUAAGGUUGAAAAUCAAGAUGGAAGUGUUGAAUUAAAGUGCAAUUUCUCAAGCAGCAGCCCAGGUGUGACUCACUUCACAUGGCUGAGGAAUGAUGUCCCUUUACUAACUCAGACAGAACCAAUCAUAAUACUGGAAGAUGCUGAUGAAAACUCAGGGAAAUAUCAAUGUAUUGCUCACAACAAGAUUGGAAAUUCUUCUUCUGAUAAACAAGUUUCCAUUCAAUUUCAAGGAGAAACUGCUGUUGACUUGGCCAUGGUGCUGGGAAUCGCUGCAGGAGUUAUUGCUUUCGUGUUAAUAAUCCUAAUAAUUUACGGCUGUAUAAGUAAAAGAAAGAAGUCACCUCAAACUGACGCAAUCUUUGGGUCCAUUCCUGUGCCUAGUAUGGCUGAAGCGCCCCCCUUCAAAAUGGAUGAUAAUGUAUAUGACACAAUAAAUGAAGGCAAAUACCGCGUGACAUCAGACUCGGGCUCCACAAGUCCAUUGUAUUCUUCAUCAAGAAAAUCCAAAUUGCUUAAAAAAGAAGAUGAAGAUUUUUAUUACUACGCUGCUGAUAACAAAGGGCAGGAGGAGCCAGAGGAGGUUGAAUAUGCUGCAAUCGGAUUCUCCCAACAUAACCAACCUAAUGAAGCAUCACAGCAGGACGGCCACCAUACAGAACACGCAGUAUAUGCCAUUCUAAAAAAUUAGCCACUCGGAGACUCUUGAGACUAAUGUCCAUAUGACAACAAUGCGUGUGCAGAAAAACAAAUGUUGGUGUCUGUGAUAGGUCACAUAGAGAUCCGACCAAAAAUUGAUAGAUUAAAAUUGAAAUACCUUUAUUUAUAUAAUCA
Molecule: messenger RNA, 4407 nt
Organism: Xenopus laevis (African clawed frog)
Lineage: Eukaryota; Metazoa; Chordata; Amphibia; Anura; Pipidae
Exons: 21
Coding region: 449-4264 (1271 amino acids)
Source: RefSeq, a predicted model, not a curated record